UCACAUCAAUCCUCUUUCUCACUUGCCAAACUUUCUCAAGAAACAAACAAUGGGUGGAAAUCCCCCCUGCGCUUCAUGUAAGUUGCUGAGACGCCGGUGCGCCAAGGACUGCAUUUUCGCGCCUUACUUCCCCUCAGAAGAUCCCCACAAGUUCGCUAUUGUCCACAAGGUCUUUGGCGCUAGCAAUGUCAGCAAAAUGUUACAGGAAAUUCCGGUUCAUCAAAGAGCAGACGCAGUGAGCAGUUUAGUGUACGAGGCAAAUGCGAGAAUGAGGGACCCAAUUUACGGUUGUGUUGGGGCAAUUUCUUACCUACAAAACCAAGUUUCUGAGCUCCAAAUGCAACUCGCAGUUGCUCACGCGGAAAUCCUCUGCAUCCAGAUGCAGCAAGAGCCGAUGGUGGCAACAUCCCCACCGCAGAUAUUCGACCCAGCUAAUGAUCAUGAUGAUCAGAAAUCAUAUUUUGUCGGCCACAACAACAACCUCGUCCCAGCUGAUCAGUUCCAUAAGUUUGCCUCCGCAAGCAAUAUUGUAGUUCAUGACUCUUUCAAAAGAGAGAGCAUUUUCGGCCAUGAUAUGGUCUCUUUAUAAUAUAUAUAUAUAUAAUUUAGUUUCUCAUGUUGUUACUCAAAAGCCCUCAAGUUUAGUUGAGAUUACAACGAUAAAUAUUAUUAGU
Messenger RNA from Morus notabilis, 674 nucleotides. RefSeq names its product LOB domain-containing protein 12. Bases 50 to 589 code for a protein of 179 amino acids. The record is from RefSeq and is a predicted model, not a curated record. The transcript has 2 exons. Lineage: Eukaryota; Viridiplantae; Streptophyta; Magnoliopsida; Rosales; Moraceae.